Paracoccidioides lutzii Pb01 is the source of this 336-nucleotide messenger RNA. RefSeq lists its product as hypothetical. Bases 1 to 336 code for a protein of 111 amino acids. The transcript has a single exon. The record is from RefSeq and is a predicted model, not a curated record.
AUGAAUAGCCUUCUCGCCGCAACCGCAGUCGAUCUAGUGCUAUCCUCCAACGAAACCGAAUCCGCUACUGUGUACAGCUCUACAGCACAGCAACAAAGCCAGCGCCGGCUUCCGCUCCGAGCUCGAAAACAUCAACCAAGAGAACCUCUAUUUGCUCUAUCACCUCGCAGCCUUUCAGCGCUCAUGCAAUUCGUCCUGCCAAAUAUACAACAAACCGCAUCGGACCGCAUAUCCAUUAUAUUUGACUUGAUGCUUGGCGCCUGCAACAUCGCAGUGUUUCAAUUUCAAAUGGCUAAGAGAGGCACCUUGCUCAUCCCGCGACGUAAUCAACUAUAA